CAGAGAUCCAAGACAUUAGCAAAUAUGUCAACCCAGAGUCAGACAGCUCUCAUUCACAGAUUCAAUGGGAUUCCCUUUACAACUAGGUCAUCACCAGAUCUUCUAAAAUCCUUGGAUGCCUUUGAUGCUAGAGAAGAUGACAUCCUUUUGGUUUCCUAUCCAAAGUCUGGCACUCACUGGCUUGCACAAAUUAUAAUGCAGAUUUACACUCCCAAAGUCACCCUAACAUCACCUAUUGAGUUUGGAGACAUCUCCAGAGUGGAAGAACUGAACAAUCUUUCAUCCAAGAGAAUCAUCCCAACGCACUUGGACUACAACAUGUUACCAUCAAAUUUUAAGGUCAAACAAUGCAAGGCCUUCUACAUCAUCAGAAAUCCAAAAGAUACUGCAGUUUCCAUGUAUCACUACUACAGAGAUAACCCAAAUCUCCCCACCAUAGAUUCAUGGACUGUUUUCCUCGAGCUGUUCUUAAGGGGAGAUGUUGUCUGUGGAUCCUGGUUUGAUCAUUUCUUAAGCUGGGAAGAGCAUAAAAAUGACCAAAACAUCUUAUUUUUAUUCUAUGAAGACAUGAAGAAGGAUCUUCCUAAGGUUGUGAAGAAAAUGAGUGUAUUUCUGGGAGUAAACCUCAGACACAGUGAAAUCAAAGAGAUUUGUGAGAAGUCGUCAUUCACUGAGAUGAAAAGCAACGUAGAAAAAGAAAACAGUGACCCAAAUCACACCGUUUGUGCACUCACAUCCAAUAGGAAGCUGAUAUUCCGAAAAGGUGCUGUUGGUGACUGGAAAAACCACUUCACUCCAAAAGAAAACAAAAUGUUUGAGGAAAUGUUUAAUAAGAAGAUGAAAUUGAGCGAACUGGCAAAACAUAUCAUAUAUGAAUGCUGACAUCAAAUGAAGAAUGCUAGCCCGCUGACAACUGAGCGGAAAAACCUGCAGAUGUGUUAAUAUAGUGUUAAAACAAUGUUUGUACUUUUGAAGUUACUUUACUGAAAAACAGAUCCUGUGUAGUAAUUCCUAAUAAAAUAUUAGGAGAAAAUCUGAUUAUAACAUUAUGGGCGACCAUAAGAAUUGUACAUAACUAAGUUUGGGAAUAGUACUGAUUGAACACCAAAAGGUGCUCAGGGAUGUUUCUGUAAAAAUUUACUUUAGACAUCAAUUGACAUGUUUCUAAUUUUUUUUUUACUGUGUGAGAAAAAAGAAGGGGAAUACUAAAUUGUAGUUUUAGGAGUCAAAAAUAAAGUCUUCGUUAAUUGUUAGAAAUGGUCCCAAACCCCUUGGAAUUUUGAAGAUCGGGUCUGGAGAUAGAAACAUCCUAAUACAAUUUAAACAAAACAAAAACCUGCAGCUGAAGUAGCAGUGUAAAAAGAUGUGUAGUUUAAAAGUGCUAGGUUUCAGAUUCAAAUUUCUGUGUCCAAACCUGCCCUUACAAUUUUGGCUCUAGAUCAUAUUCAGAACUGGAAGUGGCUGAUUUUCUAGUUCUGGUUUAAAUGCAGUUAAGAUUUCAACCCAAGAUGGCAGAAACUCACAAGACGUGAUCUUGUGAGACUUCCGUCAUUUAUGAAUGAGAUCACCAAAGAACAGCUUGCAGAAUUUUGAUGUAUUGAAACUGAAUCCUAGCACUGAGUUGGCGUAAAAGCGAAAACUUAGCAAAACUUUAAUGGAUUCUUGAUCUGAAUAGUGCCUAUUUAGCCCCGCCUGUUUGUAAAUUCCACCACUUUAGAUUUGUGUAUUGUAGAAAGUUUCAAAAACAUAGUUCAGAAUAAAUUAUUUUUUAAGAAUUAAAUACUGACCAAUGUCAAAGAUUGUAUCAUAAAUGCAAGUCAAAUGUAUGCCAAUUUGUACAUUUACAUGAUCUGUUCUGGAAACUUUAAAAUGUUUUCUGUUACCUUACUUAUGAAAAAUGUUUUGUUCCAUUGUGUUAAUUUAUA
Molecule: messenger RNA, 1925 nt
Organism: Trachemys scripta elegans
Lineage: Eukaryota; Metazoa; Chordata; Testudines; Emydidae
Product: sulfotransferase 6B1-like
Exons: 6
Coding region: 25-882 (285 amino acids)
Biological process (GO): sulfation
Cellular component (GO): cytoplasm
Molecular function (GO): sulfotransferase activity
Source: RefSeq, a predicted model, not a curated record